CCUCUGUUGCAGUGCCAGAGGGGGAGGCGUCCACAACAGUGCCUGAUGGGAAAUGGUCCAGGGUUUCCUGUGCUGAGCUGCAGAUAACAACUUACUGUUUAGAGAGCUCAGCCUGAGGUCUUCAGAGAUACUGAGCUGCUGGACGAGAGCCAGCUUGGCUAAAUAUCCACCCACUUUUGCUGGAAAAGCAGCUUGGGCAUUCUAUCGAACAUCUCAUGUUGCGCUUCACAAAAGAGAGAAUAUAAUAUGGACUGGGAAUGACAUGAAGCUUGGCUAAAUAACCACCCACUGGAAGAGCAGCUCGGACAUUCUACCAAACAUCUCAUGUUGUGUUUCUCAAGAGAAUAUAAUAUGGACUGGGAAUGACAUGAAGAUGCUCAAUCAAAGCCACUACAGCUUGACGGAGGUUUUUAGCCCAGUUCACUUGCUGCGAAGAGCACAAGGAUUAGCUGUCUGCUCCUGUAGUUGCUCAUCAUCAUCUGGUUGCAGUGAGUUGUCGAUGAUUUCUAGCCUGCAGCUUUCACAGACGUGAGGCCUCCAGUGCAGGUGUGUGGCAGGGUGCGGAUCAAGAUCACAGGGUUACUAUGGUGCAACACCUGAGCUACGACACAUCGUCACGACAACAGAGGAGGGUGUUUUCCUGCAUGGGUUACCUCAUAAACAACUUCACCCGCUCCAGAAAACAAUUUGUUCGCAAACGCACUCAGAAGUUCACUUCUCUGCUCUGAACAAGGUGCUCUGCUGCAGCCAUGCCCAGUAAACUGGAGGGAGCCAUGGAUGCCCUCAUCACAGUCUUCCACAACUACUCGGGGAGCGAGGGAGACAAAUACAAGCUCAGUAAAGGAGAGUUGAAGGAACUUCUAAACAGCGAACUCACCGACUUUCUCACGUCUCAGAAAGACCCCAUGCUGGUGGAAAAGAUCAUGAACGAUCUGGACUCCAACAAAGAUAAUGAAGUCGACUUUAACGAGUUUGUCGUGCUGGUGGCGGCGCUGACGGUCGCGUGCAAUGACUUCUUCCAGGAACAGCAGAAGAAGAAAGGCAAAUGAAACGGAUGCAUGAAAGUCCCUGCAUGUGUAAUGCUCUAUGAUGCAUUAAACCAUUUGUUAUGAACCAUGUUAUGAGUCCUCAUGUCCUUAUGUUAGCAGCUGUCAUUUCCUUGAUUUCUUUCCAAAAGCAAACUGAAUAUUAAAUAACAUUUUUUAUAUAAAUUUCAAUUAUUUAAAAUGACAUUUUUCUGAAAUGAAAGGAAUGUAUUUAUCAUAAGCUGAUUGCUGACUUUACUAUCUUUUGCCUGUAGAAUACAAUGGUUCUGAAUUCUGUCUCUGUGAGCUCUGCUUCUAUGUUAGUCUUUUUUCAUUCGUUAAAUUAUUAAAGUCACCAUGAAAUCAAAAA
Molecule: messenger RNA, 1395 nt
Organism: Megalobrama amblycephala (Wuchang bream)
Lineage: Eukaryota; Metazoa; Chordata; Actinopteri; Cypriniformes; Xenocyprididae
Gene: s100z
Product: S100 calcium binding protein Z
Exons: 7
Coding region: 750-1049 (99 amino acids)
Cellular component (GO): cytoplasm
Molecular function (GO): calcium ion binding
Source: RefSeq, a predicted model, not a curated record